Messenger RNA from Lampris incognitus (smalleye Pacific opah), 1926 nucleotides. It is a transcript of the gene il20ra, whose product is annotated as interleukin 20 receptor, alpha. Lineage: Eukaryota; Metazoa; Chordata; Actinopteri; Lampriformes; Lampridae. The transcript is spliced from 7 exons. The record is from RefSeq and is a predicted model, not a curated record. Bases 181 to 1926 code for a protein of 581 amino acids. Gene Ontology annotation, molecular function: protein binding.
GCUGCCACGAUGUGACGUGACGGACAUGCUGUAGCUGCAGCGGCAAGGCACUAGACUCGUUCAGAAAGAAAGAAAGAAAGAAGAAAGAAAAAAAGACAUUCAGGCUCCCAGAUGUAGAGAAAAGACCGGAGCUCCUCUCUAGAGGUGUAGGUAUGAACGGUGCCGUGUGGAGACGUAGAGAUGUGGAGGAUAGUUGUUAUGCUGCACCUCGCGGUUGUAAGCAGUAAAGUCUCUUGUUCACCUUCCAGCCCUGGCAAAGUGUUUUUCUCUUCCAUGAAUCUGAGGAAUGUGCUGCAUUGGUAUCCCGAGAAUGACACGCAACAAAACGUACACUUUACAGUGCAGUAUGCCAUCUAUGGAGACAGGUUUGAAGGCAGCGGAGAAAGACAGGUGUACUGGAGAGUGGUGCAGCAGUGUAAAGAUAUAGAGUGGACCUGGUGUGAUCUGACCAAUGAAACACAGGAUCUGGAGCAGGGCUACUAUGCCAGGGUUCGAGCGGUGGUGAAGAAAAGAUCCUCCAAAUGGAUGGUGACAGAGAGGAGAUUCGACCCAAAGUCUGACACGAGUUUUGGCCCCCCAUUGGUUUCCUUUGUGAUGGAGGGGAACAGUGCCAUCUUCACUCUGAGGGGGCCAAUGAGAUAUCAGCCUAAUAACCACAACCCAGAAAUUUCUAUGGCAAUACUCUACCCCCACAUGUCCUACAAUCUCUCUGUCCACAAUACACGCCAUAACCAGACGCAGUACAUCACUUUUGCAUCCAGUCAGUAUAAAUAUGGUCUCAUGGAAUAUGACACGGAGUACUGCUUCUCUGCCAAGACCAGAUUCCUCUCCAUGCCUGUUCGGUGUCAACCAUCUGCCUGGGACUGCAUCACCACACCUCCGGAUCCCGUAAUUGGUGAGAUGCAGAAGAUGGUGGUGGGCAUUGUCAUCCCAUCACUGUGCUUGUGUAUGCUGGGGGUGUCUGGCUAUCUUCUGCAUCGCUCAAUGAGUGCAAAAGGACAAAAGUGGCCACUUAUACUGGAGCUAAAUCCACAAAAGUCCCCUCCUUUGACUUUUUGUCCAGAGAAUCUCAAUCUCAUCCUCAUCAGCGUUAACAAUGAUGAUCUGCUGGUCACCAAUACCGGCGAACCAGACACCACUUUCCAAAAGCCACAACCACCAAUCCCUAUUCUCCCUGAUUUGCUGAGCUACGCCCCCCAGAGGACUUCGAGCUCCCCAGAGCCCGAUGCAGCUGUGGGAAAUGACUUUUCAGAGGUGGAGAGCAUGGGCUAUGGAUUUGUUGGCAUGGCCCACGACACAGAGGAGGAAGAGAUAGACAGGAGAUUUGGUGGAACACGAGAUGAGAGGUGGGAGCAACAGCCAGAGGGGGUACAUUUAGAUGGAUUCAGACACAGGAGAGAAGGAACGAGAGAGAGGAUUGAGAGCGAAGAAUGGAGAGAAGAGAGUCUUUGUUCUGCUGAAGGUUACAAACCUCAGGCCAACCCCUACCUCUCACAAACAAGUACACAUGGAAAGACAAACACACUGAAAGAAAUAAAGACAGAUAUGUGCAAGUUUGCACAGGCCCCAACAUCAUUAUGGGUACCCACCUUCAUAAAGGAGCAGUCUCAAACAUGGAGAAACCCUCUUUUUGGUAAGACAGAGGUAGAUGUCAUGAGAGAGCAAGAGGGAAAGAUGGAGAAAGAGGAGGAUAGAGUAUGUCCUGGUAUAUUUUUAAAGAAAGACCCCAAUACAGGUGUGUUCUACAUCCCAUUACUACUACAAAUACAGACAGAGAAGGGGCGAGAGGGAGAGAGCAUGGAAGGGAUGACAGAGAUGGGAGGAAUGUUGACAGGAGGUAUGGAUGGCGUGUUAGACCGGGGGCCAGGGGAGGGGACAGAAAGAGAGAGUACAUCAUUUUUCCCCUUACACCACACAGCACAUUGA